This is a messenger RNA of Nerophis lumbriciformis (worm pipefish), 5706 nucleotides long. RefSeq names its product proline rich 36b (gene prr36b). The record is from RefSeq and is a predicted model, not a curated record. NCBI's taxonomy places the organism in Eukaryota, Metazoa, Chordata, Actinopteri, Syngnathiformes, Syngnathidae.
UCACUCUCUCUCUCUCUCUCUCUCUCUUUCUUCCUCCCAGCGAACAAGCAUCACUUGUUUAAAAAAAAAAGAGCCCAAAAAAAGAAGAAAGGAGGAGAAGUUGCUCGACUGGAAGCCGUCAACACGUCUACGUUGUGACCUCCUUCUUCAUCGUUUCUUCGCGUAGAACCUGAAGAGGCAGCCGGCGAAGACUGGGCGUAGCUGGGCUGGAUCUUGCUAGCUCGCCGCUGCACUGCCUGGUGACCAGACCUGUGUCCUGAUCGGUGCCCAUCCGAUUAGAUUGAAGUGAACUGGACGUACCACUUGUAUACAAGAGGAGAUGAAACCAGAUGGGGUUAUCUCAGCAUCACUGGAGCCAAUGGAAACUUUAGAAUCCAGUCCAGUAAAUGAUGCAGCACUGGGGACGCAGCAGGAGCCCAUCCAGGCAGCCAUUGCAGUGGAGGAAGAAAUGGCAAAGGAGCCUGUAGAUGUGGUGCAAACUCAGCCAGAAAAGGCCAAGGAAUCUCCAGCAGCCAAGACCGGCAACAAGACCUCUGGAGACCCCAAAGCCAAAACCACGAACAAGACCACAUUGAAAACAAAAGCUGGCACUCCCAACAUGACCAAGACCACACCUGGCUCGCGGCCCAACACAACCCAGAGCCGCCUGUCAAAUGGCGUGUCGAAGCUCCAGACCAACGGUGUGACGAGGAAGACAACAUCUGCCCUGGAUAAAAAGAGCACUCCAACUUCCGCAGCUCCAAAAAAAACAACGACGACCGCUGGGGCUCCAGCUUCUAGGAGUACAGUCAAAGUGAGUGAGAGGAAAGUUGCGUCCCCUGCCAACAAUGGCCCAAAGUCAGGAACGGGAACCACGGCGAUGAAGAAGGCGACAUCUACAACAGUUAAUGGUGUCAAAACCAGCACUGCAGCUGCUGCUAAAAAGCCCCCAGCCCCCAAACCUGCUUCUGCGGCUCCCACAAAGUCCACCACCGCAGCCAAGACUGAUAAGGCCCCUGUAUCCAAGACAACAAGGCCCACAACCGGCACGGCAGCAUCCCGUCCUUCCACAGGCUCAACACGACCACCACCUAGCAGCACAACCAGGAGCUCUCCAGCUACACCUAAACCUGCCACUCCCAGAGCCUACAACCCUGCAUCCAAAUCAACCUCAUCUACUCCCUCUGCUGUCAAAACCCCAGCAUCACAAACGUCUCGGACCACGACUCCUGCAAAAAAAGAUGUUCUCAAACCUGUCACCCCAGCUGCAAAAAAGCUGGCGAAACCAGAGUCACCUAAACCAACUUCAAAAUCAGAUAUCACAGCCAAAAAGCCAUCUAAAGUUGCAGACACCAAGACAUCUAACCGUCCCAAAACACAAGAGAAUAAGUCUAUACCUUCCAAGGAUGCCUCUAAGACACCUGCCUCCAAAACAGUGGCAACCAAAAAUUCCAGUGCCAAGAAGACUGUGGGCAGCAGCACCCCAACUCCCGUGAAACGUGGUCCCAAAGUGGAAGCUGCUGCUGAAACCGGAAAAGAAAUAGCUGCUGCUGUAGCUGCCGCUGCAGCUAUUGCUACUGCAGCUGCUACCAUUGCUGGGUCAGAUGAACCACAACCACCUGUAGAAGCGGCUGGGUUGGCAUCUCGUGAUACUGCAGAGCAAAUAUCCAGUCAGACCCCAUUGAGCUUUGCAGUACAAGAAACAUCUACUGAGCCCACUCCAGAACCGUCACCAGAAGUACAUGAAUUACUAAUAGAAACAGCAGAACUUAUACAAGAACCUACGCCAGAACUUAUGCAAGAACCAACAUCAGAGUCUCUUCGACAACCAACAUCAGAGCCCAUUCGACAACCAACCCCAGAACCCAUGCGACAACCUACCCCAGAACCCAUGCGACAACCUACCCCAGAACCUGUCGUAGAACCAACACCAGUAACCCGUCAAGAAGAGCAGACACAAAAUAUGAGGGAGCCUACUCCAGACUUCGUUAGAGAACCAUCACCGGAACCCAUGAGGGAACCUACACCAUAUAUUGUUCGAGAACCAACACCAGAACCUGAACGAGAAUCCACUCCAGAACCUUGUCGUGAACCUACACCAGAACUUCAACAACAUCUCGUGCCGGAGUUCAUGCGAGAGCUCACACCAGAACCUGUACAAGAAUUAAGUCCAGAGCCUCUACGGGAAGCUACACCAGAACCGUUAUACGAACCAACUCCCGAAACCCAACACGAUUACACUCCAGAACCUGUACAAGACAAAUUCCCUGAAACCAUGCAUGACUCAAUGCCAGAACCAACACGAGAAUUGACACCACCGCCCAAAGAAGAAGAAUAUCUGGACUAUGCACAUGAAAUGUCUCCUAAAGUCCCUCGUGAACCAUCUUUUGAUCCAUCAGUUGAGCCACAACUGGGAGUUGCAUUAGGUCAAGAAGCCGGCUACAAAUUUCAGCCGCCACAACACCCCAACCUUUUCAAGUUUGAACAGUCUGCCAAUGAAUCAGUUCCCUCCCUGGGAACUACAGUCAUGUCACCUCCGUGCUCUCCACCAGGCACUGUUUCUCCUGUCGGAGAGUCUCAGAGUUCUUCUGCUCUGCUGAACAUGCAUGUCCAACCAGAUCCCUGGAACAGGAACCUUGGUGACGAUGCUCCCCAGGAGCCCCACGGUAUGAUGAAUUUUGCAGCAGAGAAGUAUAAUGAACAGGUCGAGACAUGGGAGACAAGGAGAGAUGAUGAUGAGGAAGAGGAAGCAGAGGAAGAAGAACAAGAGAAUAUGUUCACUACUACUGCUCCUUCCACAGAGACGUUCACUAUGGCAGAGCCUCAAUUGUUGGGCGCCUUACCCAUUGAGGGCUUUACUUCAAGGGACAUGCUCUCACCUCGUGAAAAGGAAGUAGCAGUGGAGAAGGCUGAUGAGGAAAUAAAUGAAGAUGAUGACGAGGAUGAAGAAGAUGAGGAACAGAGGAGAUUGGGCCAUCAGAUGUCCUCAAUGAUUACUGAUAUGAGCACCUCUCAGCCUUCUGAGGAGUUCCAAAUCCGACCCUCAGCUUUUAUUGGAUCUUCUGGAUGGCACUGUGAUGACCAGCUGUCGGGAAUGGACUCUGAGGAUUUGAGCAGCUGCACCAGCAGUCGGCAACAUGGCGUUUCUGACCUCAGCAGCACCCAGCACACUGCAUUAUUAGAAGGCACACAGAGCUCAGAUGCCCUGAUCGACUCAAGCCUCCGAGGCUCGGAAGGUGAUGGUAACCUCAUGGGCUCUCCGAAUGUGGAAACACUGGCAAAUGAGGAAGAUGAGGAUGAAGAGGACGAACGUGAGGAUGAAAUGGACUUAAGUUCAGAGAGAGCAGAGGAGCAUCAUAAGGUAUUCCAGCAACAGGAAGAAGGUGAAGACGAGGAGGAUGAGGAUAUAGAGAUGCACAGUGAAGGAGUAACAGAAAGUUGUGAGAAUGCAGAAGAAGAUGACUUUAAUGAGGACGGACAUUUGGACAACCUCAACCACGCAGAUUCGUGUGUCCCUCCCGCUUCUGCUUGGGGUCAGACAACCCCGUUUUGUGAUACCUGGGCUCAACCAGCCUCACUGCUCUCUGUCCCAUCCCCUAGCCCUCUCUCAGACCAUGGUGCAGCAGAGUCUGAAACACCCACACAGUCUCCUGCCCAGUCUGAUUUGGAUGGCAGUGGCCCUUUCUUGGCUCCUCUUUCAGGGCAAGACUCUCAGCAGGUACAGUCAUUCUAUGAGAUGAAGAGCUCCGACCCUGAGGAGACUCAGAAUAUGCUUGCUGCCCAAGCUGUGGGCAUGUCCCAGUCGAGCCCUCUAAGCGGUACAGCUCCAACCGCCCACAGCGGCAGCGAGACAAGCACACCAGAGGAUCUCCGGGACUACGACAGCAGCUCAGGGGUGGAAUCCCGCUCUGACAAACAGCAGACUCCAGUUCCUGCUGCGGUCCAGCCUGACAUGGAGCAGGAUCUGGGUAUUCACUUAGAGAAAGGUGAUGAAGAGGAAGAGGCUGAGACUCUUCCUGCUGAUGAAGUCCUGGGUACAGGACCCCCAACAGCUCCAGCAUCUGCCCCAUCGUCUCCUACUACCUCUGUAGAUGAGGCCAGUGACACAGAGGGUGAGAUGCAGAUAAAUGACCCCGAUGCACCAGUGAUGAUGGACGAAAGUGCAGGAUUUGAAAGCCCUACUCCGACAUGUAAUUUACCUGCGCUUGAUGAGGAUGAGGAAGCAGGAGUGAUACGAGCUGAAGACGGUGAAGAGGAUGGAGGUGGCGUCACUCCUCAGUCAGCCAAUUCUGUGGCAUCAUACGGCUUUGACUGUACCACAUCCAACUCUAAUGCCCACUCCAUGGCUGAAAGCUGUGGGAAGAGCCCAGGUAUAUUCUCCUUGGAAAAUGAGGAACAGCUGCCCGAGGAGGCCAAGGACCCCUCCCUCAUUAAGGAGCUGACCUUGCCAUCCGCUUCUGCUGCUGCCCAGGUUGAGGACCUGCUGGGACGACCUGUGGACCUGAUGCCGUUGGGUUUUCAGCAAGAUAAGGAGCCCAGUCUAGAUGAGCACCACUACAUGUUUGGGGGAGAGAUUACCUCACACCACCUCGAGGAGGUUGAUGCGUUGGAGGCCAGUCACUUCCUUGGGCCCCAGGAGUCUGCAAACACAGACGACAACCAGCCGCUCUACUACUCUACCAUAAGUGAUAAGACUGAUUUUCUGGAAGGUAACGUAUAAGCCCUUCACAAUUACCCCCUGGAAUGCACCUUUUCCCUGCAACCCUCCCCCUUUACCUAGUGUUUGUCUUCUCUCCAGUUGGGUUAGGAACAAAACAAGGAGAGAAAGAUAUUAGGAACAAUUUUUUUUUUAAAUGACCAAGGAGACGGAAAUGUUGACUGUAGCAAUUUUGAAAUUAAGCCUCCAUGGUUCAUACUGUUAUGGUCACAGGUUUAAGUGUACGGCUCCAAUGUACAAUAGCCAAGACCACAGUCCAGUAGAAUGUUGUUCUAAAGUCACACUGCAUAUUCGGUGAAGGGGUACUGACUGAUUUGUCCAAUGGGACUGAACUUUUAAACUAAAAAAAAAAGAACAAAAACGGAUGGAACAAAGUGGACUCAUCUUGUAUUUAUCCUACUGUUUCUACCAAUCAAAUGUCAAUGAAGGUUUUUUUUUUUUUCCCUUUCAUUCGGUUAUUUGUUGUUUUCUUUUUUGUUUCUGUCAAACCCGGGCCCCCCCUAUUUUGUGUAUAUACACUCCACGUUCAGCAGCACCAUAGUGAUAGUUCCAUGCUUUUUAAAGCAAUGUUGUAGUCGCAAGGUUUUAACAGAUGUGUCACGGUAGGUAUGGGAGUCUUAGAUUGCAGUUGGUCGAGGCAAAAUUUCUAAUGUGUCUUUCAACAGGCUUUCUUGUUUGCAUAGGCCGCUAAGUUGUAUAACAUGCAGUUACAAUACGUGUUUCCGGCUUUUGGUUUUAAGUGGCUAAAAUAUCAACCUCAGUUAGCCCAGCUAACUGAACUAGCCUGUUUUUUGUGAUUUGAGGCCAUGGAUUGUUCUUCAUCUCCAUCGCAGCUUUACACUCAUAGUGGACGUUUGGUUAACUCUUUCAACGAUAUAUUGCAUGUUUAACUAGCAAAAAGACUGUACUAUCUGAUAACUUUGAAGGAAUUCUGCUCUAGACAUGUUCGUAAAUUAAUGGUUCCCGCUAGGUUGUCUUUCCAAAUUCCAUUAAAACAUCAUUGCAAGGCA